ACACUUGCCAACUGGACACAACAAAACAGUCAGCUUCCGCCGCGUAAUCUUUUUCCACUCUCUCUCUCUCUCUCUCUUCUCUUCCGUUCUCUUUUCUUCACUCUCUCUCUCUCUCUCGUAUACAUAGCAAACGAUUUUGAACACCCCAACAUUCCCUUUGUUCCAAGAAAAAUGCUUUUCCGUUUCAGCUUCACACCCACGAUCAGAUCCUUCCUCUAUCCCCGUUCAUGCAUUCUGCUCUUGCUUCUCCUCUUCUGCACGUGCUUCACUGCAACAGAAGCUUAUGAUCCACUUGAUCCAAAUGGAAAUAUCACAAUCAAAUGGGAUGUUAUAAAUUGGACACCUGAUGGUUAUGUUGCUGUUGUUACUAUGUACAACUUCCAACAAUAUCGUCAUAUCGCAGCACCUGGUUGGUCACUAGAAUGGACAUGGGCAAAGAAGGAGGUAAUAUGGGCCAUGGUGGGAGGGCAGACCACUGAACAAGGGGAUUGUUCAAAAUAUAAGGGAAACGUCCCACAUUGCUGUAAAAGGACCCCAACAGUUGUAGAUUUACUUCCUGGAACACCUUACAAUCAACAAAUUGCAAACUGCUGCAAGGGUGGUGUACUCAGCUCAUGGGCACAGGAUCAAUCCAAGGCAGUUGCAGCAUUUCAAGUUAGUGUAGGUAGUGCUGGUACUACUAACAAAACGGUCAAACUGCCAAAGAAUUUCACCUUGAAAGCACCAGGUCCCGGUUAUACAUGUGGGCCGGCAAAUAUUGUGAAACCAACUCAAUUCAUACAACCUGACAAAAGGAGAGUAACACAAGCACUCAUGACAUGGAAUGUGACAUGCACAUAUUCACAAUUUCUUGCCCAGAGAGCACCCACUUGCUGUGUCUCACUCUCAUCUUUCUAUAACGAUACUGUUGUACCCUGCCCUACGUGUGCAUGUGGCUGCCAGGGUAACUCAUCUCAAUCAGGGGACUGUGUAGAUCCAGAUUCACCACAUCUGGAAUCAGUUGUUUCCAACCCUGGACCUGGGAAUAGUAUUACACCUUUAGUUCGAUGUACCCGUCAUAUGUGCCCAAUCCGAGUUCACUGGCACGUUAAGCUUAACUACAAGGAGUACUGGCGUGUGAAAGUCACUAUUACUAAUUUCAAUUACAGGAUGAAUUAUUCUGAUUGGAACUUGGUUAUUCAACAUCCAAACUUUGACAAUCUGACCCAGAUUUUCAGUUUCAACUACAACUCACUAAAUCCCUACGGGUCAAUAAAUGAUACAGCAAUGCUUUGGGGAGUUAAGUUCUACAAUGAUUUUCUCAUGCAUGCUGGCCCUCUUGGUAAUGUGCAGUCAGAGCUACUUUUCAGAAAGGAUAAAUCAACUUUCACUUUUGACAAGGGUUGGGCCUUCCCUCGGAGAGUCUAUUUCAAUGGUGACAUCUGUGUGAUGCCACAACCUGAUGCUUAUCCUUGGUUACCUAAUGCUGGUUCCAGGCAAGAGGUUUCCCUGCUUGCUUUGGUGGUGACCUCUUUGGUAGCCUUGGUAUUUUAUUCAUAUGCUUAAAGUUCCUAUCCAUGGCACACUUAAAUCUGUCAUCAAAAGUCUUCUAUGUGACAAGUUUUGACUCAAUUUUGGGAUACCAAUUUGGGAUUUAAACCAAGCCGGAGUGUGACAUCCAUUAUCAAUUCAAGAGUAGUUCAGUUGUCCUAUGAUUUGUUUGUAGGUUACAGCAUAGGGGGCGAUUGAGUUUGCUACUAUAUUCUUAUUUCUGUCUGUUAUACUGUAAUGAUGUAUUUAUUGCUUUUAGAUCCAUAGUGAUAGGUGGUACUGUAAGUAUAAGAUAUAUAUUAAGGUAUACGGUCAAUGAAAUAAUUCAU
Messenger RNA from Cajanus cajan (pigeon pea), 1859 nucleotides. RefSeq names its product protein COBRA. Gene Ontology annotation, cellular component: plasma membrane. Gene Ontology annotation, biological process: cellulose microfibril organization; plant-type cell wall cellulose biosynthetic process. The record is from RefSeq and is a predicted model, not a curated record. Lineage: Eukaryota; Viridiplantae; Streptophyta; Magnoliopsida; Fabales; Fabaceae.